This is a messenger RNA of Microdochium trichocladiopsis, 1806 nucleotides long. Its product is annotated as Alpha/Beta hydrolase protein. The transcript has 3 exons. The record is from RefSeq and is a predicted model, not a curated record. NCBI's taxonomy places the organism in Eukaryota, Fungi, Ascomycota, Sordariomycetes, Xylariales, Microdochiaceae. The coding region runs from base 55 to 1503 and encodes 482 amino acids.
CUCAUUUGAUGACAUGCGAAGCGGCUGCAGCUGCUUUCCUCAUCAAUCGACAGAAUGCGUUCCCCCUUCAAUGCAGCUAUAGGACUGGCGGUCCUCGCCAGCUCAGCACCCUGCGAUCCCACGGUGACGGUGCGCAAUGGGACCUAUGCCGGUGUCAGCCUGUCGGGCUUCCACCAGGACGCCUUCCUGGGCAUGCCCUACGCCCAGGAUACCGGCGGUGAGAACCGCUUCCGCGUGCCGCGAGCACUCAACACGAGCUGGAGUGGCGUCCGCACCGCUAAGAACUACAGCAAUGCUUGUCCCGAUCCCAGUCCCUCCGACGCUGUGUAUGGGAUGAGCGAGAACUGCCUUAGCAUUAAUGUUGUGAGGCCGACCAAGCAAGCUUCGGACAGGGCGUUGCUGCCGGUGGCAGUCUGGAUCCACGGCGGCAGCUACUACUACGGAACUACCGGGCUGCCUAACUACAACCUGUCUUAUAUCGUGCAGCGGUCCGUGGUAAUGGGCAAGCCCAUCCUGGCUACUAGCAUCAACUACCGCAAGGGCGGAUGGGGUAACAUGUACAGCAUUGAGGAGAACAUUGCGUCCUUUGGGGGCGACCUGAACCGCGUGACUAUCUGGGGCGAGUCGUCAGGGUCAUUCGCUGUCGGCCAGCUGCUGCUCAGCUACGGCGGCCGCACCGAUGGGCUGUUCCACGGCUCGAUCCAGGAAAGCGGCGGCGCCUCUACGGCCUAUCUGGCCUGCCUGCGUACUGUCCCCUACGAUGAACUAUAUCCGCUGAUUAAUCCCGAGCUGUACCUAGGGCCGGGUUGGUACCCGACCGUGGACGGCGAUAUCAUGCCCCAAUUUCCCACAACACUCUACGCCCAAGGCAAGUUCGCUCACCUGCCACACAUCUACGGCACCAACUCGGAUGAAGGUACCGACAAUGCGAUCAGUGGGAUCAACACUGACGCCGAGCUGCGCACGUACCUCGAAACGGGGGUGGGCUUUGGCUACCCGGCGUCUGUAGUCGACCGCAUUAUGCAGCUAUACCCAAACGAUCCGGCCCAGGGAAUCCCGUUCAACACAGGGCUCGAGACGUUUGAAGAUAUGGGCCGCGGUAAGCAGUUCAAGCGCGUGGCGGCCAUCGUGGGCGACAUCUUCUACCACGGGCCACGACUAGCCGAGGCGCGGAGCUACGCGCAGCACAACCCCAACGGCACCUUCGUGUACCGCUUUAACACCCGCGGAUAUCGCCCUGCCUCAACGUCCGCCAAUGGCACUGUGACGCCUGCGGGGCUCAACUUUGGCUACGAGGGCGUGGCGCACGCGACCGAGCUCGCGUUCGUGUUCAACAACCCCAAUGGCGUGGGGCCGUGGCCGGAAUAUCGGGCGCUAAGCGAUGACAUGAGCGGCAUGUGGAUCAACUUUGUGAAUUGCGGCGAUCCGAAUGGGGACGGCAUGCCCUUGUGGCCGCCGUAUGCGGACGGGUCCCACGGGAAGAACUUAGUAUUGCAGACAUAGAGCCAGGGCGGGUUUUAUGUCGAGGAUGAUACGUAUCGGCUGCAGGGGAGAGAAUACCUGAGUCUAUGGGCUAAGCGACGACAUGUCUAGGUAGGCUCGUUGAAAGAAGUCUCAAGGCCCUGGGGUCUGACACGAACGUAUCUAGAUGGUUGGUGAGAUCGAGCAGGUAUCAUCAAGCAUGCAGUAUGCUAGUAGUAUGCUCGCAUCAGAAUCGUCUAUUUCAAACCAGACAUUCUAUCAAAUCUCAGUGGUUCUAUUGUGAGACCGCCGGCCGCGGAAGUCUUUUCGCCCUCUAUAUGUGUU